Diversispora eburnea is the source of this 617-nucleotide messenger RNA. NCBI's taxonomy places the organism in Eukaryota, Fungi, Glomeromycota, Glomeromycetes, Diversisporales, Diversisporaceae. The record is from the annotation of a GenBank genome assembly.
ACUUAUGGAGAAUUGCCAGACUUGUCAAAAUGACUCCUGAACAAACUCGUGAGCAAUGGUUAAGAGGAUUAUCACCAAUGAAUCAAAAUAAUAUUCAUCAAGAAAGAUCUAUUUUUAAAGCUGAACUAUCAAAACGAGAUGCUAUACAUAAAGCUGAUAUGGAAAAAUUAGAAUCUAAAUUACAACAGAAAUCAGAAAUAGCGAAACCUAUAAGAGAACCAAAAGCUCCACCACCUUCAUUGCAAUCGGAUGAAGAUUAUGGAAAAUAUUAUUUAGUUAAAUACCUUAAUGAAUUAGGUAUAUAUAGUAAAGAAGAUUUAGAUUCAAAUUAUCCUAUAAAACCUUUUCAAAGACCUCGUCCUCAGCAAAAAGAUAAAUCUACUAGAUUAGAGGAGAAAGUAGAUGAAAUUGGGAAUAUGUUAUCUUGCCUUAAUAUAAACAAUCAAUCCCAAAAACCAGUAGCCAAAAUAAAUCGAACACAACGAUAUUAUCCCUUUCAACCAAUAAAUUCUAGCAUUUCAGCUAAUGAGAAAAGUAAUGAGGGUGGAUAUGAUGAAGAAAAAGAUAUAUGGUAUAAUUCAUCGGAAAAAAAAAUGGAUAUUACCAAUAACAUAUAA